GCUCCCGCGCCUCCCGGCAGCCCCCGCGCGGCGCGGCCUUGCGCGGUGCGUGCGGCGCGGGCGCCUCGGCGGCUCCAGAAGUUUCCUGGGGGCCACGGGCGGCAUGGAGGAGGCGGCGGGAGCGGCAGCGGGAGCGGCCCCGCCGCGGUUCUCGGACGCGGACGUCGACCGGGACCCGGGGGCGGCGGCGCAGGAACUGACAACAGCUUUGGAAAAGAAUCCAGAUGAUGCAGAAUGUUAUUGUCAACGAGCUUAUGCUCAUAUUCUUCUACAGAAAUAUGCUGAUGCAGUUGCAGAUGCAAAAAAGUCUCUAGAACUCAACCCAAAUAAUGCUGUAGCGCUCCUUAGAAAAGGGUUAGGUGAAUAUCAUAUCAAAAACUAUGCAUCUGCUUUAGAGUCUUUCAGAGAGGGACAGAGGCUGGACAAUGUAGAUGAUACCUUUACUAUUUGGAUUAAAAGAUGUGAAGAAAUACUGAAUGCAUCACAGACUGAUUUGAAUAUGCAGCAGCAGCCUCUGCCACCAAAGAUCAAAUAUGACUGGUACCAAACAGAAUCUCAAGUAAUUGUGACCAUAAUGAUCAAGAAUGCACAGAAGGAUGAUGUCAGUGUGCAGUUUUUGGAGAGAAAGAUGAAUGCAUCAGUGAGACUUCCAUCAGGUGAAGACUUCAACUUGAAGCUUGAUCUUCUUCAUUCUAUAGUGCCAGAGCAAAGUACAUUUAAAGUGCUUUCAACAAAGGUUGAGAUAAAAAUGAAGAAGCCAGAGGCUGUAAGAUGGGAGAAGCUGGAGGGCCAGGGAGAUUCUCCUAAGUUAAAACAAUUUACACCAGAUACCCAGCACUUAUACCCAUCGUCGUCUCACUAUACAAGGAACUGGGACAAACUGGUAGUUGAAAUCAAAGAAGAGGAGAAAAAUGAGAAAUUAGAAGGAGAUGCUGCUUUAAAUAAACUCUUCCAGCAAAUCUAUUCAGAUGGUACAGAUGAAGUAAAACGUGCCAUGAACAAAUCAUUCAUGGAGUCUGGUGGCACAGUUCUGAGCACCAAUUGGUCUGAUGUUGGUAAAAGGAAGGUAGAAGUAAAUCCUCCUGAUGACGUGGAAUGGAAAAAAUUCUAAUCCUAUUUCUGAUCUUUACCAUCUAUGUGUUGCCAUAGUCAUGUACUGACCACUAUGUAUGGACAUAGCAUUCUUGGAUUCAAAGCACUGAAUGUUCCCUUGAAAACAGGAAUUGUCUGUACAUUUUGCGUGCUUUAGAAAUUCCUUCAUCUGCAGAUCUUAAAGAUAUACUCAAGAGUGGAACCCUAUUUUUAUCAUCUGUCUUAAUUUCUGGGAAUUGAGUCCAUCAGUCCAAAUUUUUUACCACCUUUGUCAGCUCUCCUCUUUGGGAUAGGGUGAUCUCUAAUGGCUGGUCAGGAUUAUUGCCUUACACCUGGUAUUUCUGUUCAAUAACUUAUUAGAUCUUGGCAAUUUUGAGUAAAAACACUUUUCACAACAGUGUUAAAAUUGUUUGCUCCUUAACUCUGCUAAAUAAAACUGUAAAUACAACUUUUUCUAUAAGGAAGCUGCUUUAUUUCAUUUUUAGUAUUGUUUUUUGAUAGGGGAAUCACUUUAAGCAUAUAGGUAAGGAUAAGGUAAGCAUGUGAAUGUACUGCUUCAAAAGAAAAGCUGGCAUGUAUAGGAGCUAAAUGUGCAUUCAGUGAAGAGGAUGAGAUUACUAUUGAUGCAGACACAAACCACCCACUUUGGAGUCCUUCCACCUCUGUGAUAAGUUGAAUUGUAGUCACAGUCAUGGAAGAUAACAAAUUUGUUGUGACUGGAAAUUUUUACAGAAAAGUAGGUCUUCUGUCUACCUUCUGAAUUCAAAAUAAAUUUACCUGGAAUCAAAGCCAGCAAGCAGUUGCUUUAAGUUACGUAAUUUCUGAAGAAUAGAAACUGUUUAAAGAGCAACUUGUAUGUCCUUAAUUGCUUCCAUUAGUGCAGCUUUAUUGUCAUGACCAAAUUGUAAACAACAAUAGAGAAAAGGAAUUGAGAAUCUA
Molecule: messenger RNA, 2031 nt
Organism: Zonotrichia leucophrys gambelii
Lineage: Eukaryota; Metazoa; Chordata; Aves; Passeriformes; Passerellidae
Gene: SUGT1
Product: SGT1 homolog, MIS12 kinetochore complex assembly cochaperone
Exons: 13
Coding region: 104-1111 (335 amino acids)
Molecular function (GO): protein-folding chaperone binding
Source: RefSeq, a predicted model, not a curated record